AUGGCGACAAACAACGUUAAACUGCCGGACUUGAUCCACAAAUGGAUUGAAGUGCAAAAAAAGGUCACUGAAUUGGAACGAACAAAGCCACUCGAUAUUGACGCAAUCAAUUUGACACUCAUGCUGAAAUCGAUGGGCCUGCGGUUACAAUACCUGGACUUCGAAGCGGAAAAAAAUAACACCGAUAAUCUGACGAUCACCGUCAAGUGCAACAAAUCUGGCAUGAGGGCAGAACUGAGCUACGAGUUGCUGCGAUGCAGCUGUCCAGAGAAAAGCGACCGUGAAAGCUCUUUCUGGGAGGUACAAGGAACAGGACCGACGGUGUUUUCAAAGUUUAAGAACAACGCUUCGUCUAAUCUGCUGCCGGACGUUUCGGAAAGCUGUGCACUCGUCUCGAAGGCGAUGCUCUCGAACCUCUUGGACUUUUACGAGUCCAGUAUUCGGGAGGUGAAAGAAGGGAAGGAACAGGCCAUGUUGCAUUCUCCAUUGAAAUCUCCGCGACCCAAGGUGAGCGUCAUCAGUCCAGGGUUGACGAUGAAAAAACCUUUCUCAACGCCUCCGGCCGAAGGAAAAUGUUCAUCCCGUAUUGACAUAGCAUCGGGUGCUUGCAACCUAGGAGAGGAUAAGCUAAAGAACGAGGAAAUUGAAGAAAAAAAUCACGGAAAGGAUGAUACGAUUCCUAAUAGCUCAUCUUCACUAAACCGUCAAUCAGGAGAGGGAGAUACUAAAUCGAACACAUCAUCCGAGAGCGUGGGCAUAAAUAAUAAAACCCAUGAGAUGUUGAAUACUGAACAUCCCGUAAACAAACCGGUGGUCGAUGCGAUCCUCAGUCCCGCACAUACCAGUGUGGCAGAUGACAACGCGUACGAGGCUAUGAAAACGCUCGUCACUUCGAGCCCGAAUGAUAAACCUGCCGAUACGCCCGACUCUCAGCUUGAUCGUGAUCGAAACGUUAUCAGCUAUCUACAGGAAGCUCGUAGCCAGAUUGAUAUGGCUUUACUACUGAUGAAGAUUAACACUACGCAGGACGUUUCGAAUGGGUUCGGUGGCACCAUUACUCCUCAGCAUGCAUCUUCCAUAUCGAGAAAGCCGCUCGUUUCUACUCCCAAAUUUGCACAACCCCGUUCCAGCUCGUUGCUGAGCAUCGAACGAAGACGUCCACCGGUUGAUGUUGGAACGGUAAAAAAAAUCUCAUCUGCAUCUACGCUCCAGUCCGUCUCACGAUUGUCCAUUGGGAGUGGUACAGGACGUGCGGACACACCAAGACCUUCCGUGGCGCAAUUGAAAUCAGUUGCUGCAUUACGUAAACCCGUCGGAAUGAGACCGCCACCUUCAUUAAGCGGAUCACCACAAGUACAACAAACUCCGGUUGGUUUGAAAAAACCGUCCACAGGUUCUAUUGGUUUGCUAUCAAGCCAAAGAAAACUAUUGCCACCGACAACUCCCACAACAUCCGGAAGGACAAUUCCCAAAACAGUGGCGUCUGGACGACAACCGUCGGGCGCAGGCUUUAUUCAACGAUCGUCUAGCGCGUCUUAUAUAAGCAAAAAAUAG
Molecule: messenger RNA, 1554 nt
Organism: Anopheles marshallii
Lineage: Eukaryota; Metazoa; Arthropoda; Insecta; Diptera; Culicidae
Exons: 2
Coding region: 1-1554 (517 amino acids)
Source: RefSeq, a predicted model, not a curated record